UUGUUUUUUUUUGGCUUUCAACGUCGUGGUUUCACUUAUCUCUAUUUGGUGUAGUUGUUUUUGUGUGACUUGUGAACUGCUUUCACCGGUUAUCAGAUGAAAUUAGUGGAUCAACAAUUUAAUAAAAUUGACGGCCUUUUUUUUAAAAAAAAUAGGCAAAUGUUAAUUGUUAAUUUGUUAGUUUUUUUUUUAGUAGAAGGUGGAACCCGGGAUUUUUCUCUCCUUCCAUUCUUUCUUUCUUAACCAUCUGACUAACCUUAUAUCUCCAAAUUGAUGGGCUUUGUAAUAGAUGAGGAUGAAUAGUUCUAAAAACCAGAGCUUUGUUACACUAUUUCUUAAUGUUGGUGUCACUUUGUUGUGGAUGAUUUUAAGGUUUGUGUUUCAAAUUGUUGUGCUUCUGGGACAGAAUAGUUAUCUUUUUAAAAAAAUAAAAAUUCUUGGGGUUUUUAUUUAUUUGUUUUCCAUUUUUCUUUGAGGAAGCUGAUAGGGAUGCACCAACAAGAGAGAGGAGAGCUUUUUGAAUUGCAUGUCACUUUUGCCUAACCAUGUGGAAUUAGAAUAGAAGCAGAAGUUUGUUUGGCUUGGAAAGAUGCUUUACACGUGAAAGUCGGAGAAUGCUAUUUAAUGUCGCGUUUAAUUGUAUGUUGGCACAGAUCCAUAGAUUAGAAUUAGGUUUGCACCAUCCAUUAGUUAUUUGUCUCCAGUUGGUGAAGAAGUAAGAGAGAAUGAGAGAGAAUAUUUAUGAAGUUCAUAUGUAGUUGGUGGAAGCUAUAUAAUAGCUUGCUUUGUCAACUGGAAUUAGAGGGGACCAUGUGCUAAGAAUAGAAUAAAAGAGUUAUUCUCAAUACUGGUAGGAGUUUCCAUGAUGAAAGUGCCAUGCCAUUGGCAUUUUGCGUUCUUGAUGAACUUAUUGAGGAGCUAAGAACUAGGUCAUGUCCUGUUGUAUUUGCUGCUUUUUCUGCUGGGUCAAAAGCAUGUCUGUUCAGGGUAUUUCAGCUUAUUGAUGGAAGAUGUGAAACUCCGCUCAACUUGCCUAACUAUCAAUUACUUAGGAACUGUCUUUCUGGACACAUAUAUGAUUCUGGUCCAAUAGAUGUUACAAGUGAUUUUGGCUUCCGCUUCACACUACACCCCUCCAUUGUAAAAGUGCCUGGACCAUCAAAACUUGUUUCUUGGGUAGCAAAAUCUGUUACCUCUGGUUUGGAUGCUUUGUACCUAACUAGAUUUGAAUCCCAAGCUGCUGAGCAUUGGCAGGCUUUAUAUUCUUCUGUUAAUUUUGGAGCUCCAUUUCUCAUUUUAUGUUCUGAGAAUGAUGACCUUGUGCGAUACCAAAGUAUCUAUGAAUUUGCUCAACAACUACGCAAUCUCAGUGGUGAUGUCAACCUUGUAAAUUUCAGUAGCUCCUCUCACCUUGGUCAUUACAAACACCAUCCAAUUGAAUAUAGAGCUGCUGUGAGCCAUUUAUUAGAGAAGGCUUCUUCAAUAUAUUCACAAAAAAUGUUGCUUGAACGAGAAAGAACUGGUAUGGAUGGUACACAGGAUGAGAUAUCUGAGUUAAUCUGUGACCUGCAGAAGGUGGCAAUCAAUUCAAAUAAGAGCCUUAGAAGAGUUGCAGUUGGGCCAACCGACCACUUCUUUUUGCCUAGUUCAGCAGGACAUUACAGUGAUAGAGAAUCUGGUGCUCCGCAAGACGAACAAAAAGAAAAACCUGUUUUUGUACCUAGCUUCCCAAGCAUCAGCGCUCAUAGUGUCCUUGGCCAAUUUCUUUUCGACGUUUGUGUUCCAAAGAAUGUUGAGGGUUGGGAUGUGAAAUCUUCUGGGAAUCUAAAUGGGAGGUCAUGUGCUUCAGCUCCAAGGCAUUCACUAUUCAGGGGUACUAAACGCAUCGGUCGGUCCAAAUUAUGAAGUUGUUCCCAUAUCUGACUUGAGGAGAUACUUUAUGAUAAACCUGUUUGAAACAUCAGCAGUUUCCCUAGACAAUACAGGAAGGUAUGAUAGAUUUUGGUGCAAUGAUUGGCUGUUAUGUCUGGCAGGGGACAUGUAAUGGCUGCAAUGGUUCAACAAUUAAUUCCUUGGCACUUUUGAGAAAGUGAUGGGGUGAUGUGGAUAAAGGUUACUUGAGUUCCAUUCCUUCUAAUGGCCCUCAGAAAAAGAAAAAAAAAACCAUGACUGUUGUAUCAGAAAAAAGAGCUUCUGAUAGUUCAAACAGGUUGAUGCUUGGCUAUGGUAAUUACUCAUUUGGUAAUUGCAUUUGCAUGAAAUGGGAUAAACUGUACUGACACUUAUUUGUAGUUAGAGCAAAAGUAAAUAGAUGUACAUAAUAUAUUUUUGAGGGAAUAAAACGUCUCUUGUUUAAGGAUGGAAGAAACUUGUAAAUUAGACAUGUCUAGCAAUGUACAAAAGAGGAAAAAGAAGGAUAUCAUCCCUCUUUUGUUGUUUUAUUUGUUUUUGUUUGUUAGCAGGAUUUUUGCAUCUUCUAAAUAAUGUUUGGCAGGAGUUAAGUAUUUCGGUGGAA
Messenger RNA from Glycine soja, 2515 nucleotides. RefSeq lists its product as uncharacterized. NCBI's taxonomy places the organism in Eukaryota, Viridiplantae, Streptophyta, Magnoliopsida, Fabales, Fabaceae. The record is from RefSeq and is a predicted model, not a curated record. The coding region runs from base 877 to 1905 and encodes 342 amino acids. The transcript has 7 exons.